GCUCGGCGUGCCUGGGAAUUUCGUGUAGCUCCGCCAUGUGGCGCCGACGGCUGGGCCACCUCAGGCCAGUGGUCUGCGGAGUAGAGGAGCUACGGGGCCGCCGGCGGGAGAAGGAAGCAGCACUGCGGAAGGCGCGGAGGGAGCAGCAGCUGGUCAGCAAGAGGCUGCUGAGAGACGACGCCCCGGACGAAUCCGGAGAAGGUUGUGUGGUUGCGAUCCUUGGGGAAGCAGAGGUCCAGCAGUUCCUGAGGCUAGCCCAGCGGGGGACAGAGGAAAAGGACAGAGAGAGGGCUUUAGUCAGCCUUCGUCGAGGCUUGCAGCACCCUGAGACACAGCAAAACUUCAUCCGGCUGGAAGGCAGCAUGCGGACCCUGGUGGGGCUCCUGACCAGUAACCAUGCUCUGCUACAGCUUGAGGCGGCUCGGUGCCUGCAUGAGCUCUCUCAUUCUGAGCAGUCUGCAGUGGCUGAGGCCUGCCUGCCAGCCACUUCUUACCUCCUCACCUACCUCUCCGGUCACAGCUCAGACUUCAUAGAGCUGUGUCUGUAUACACUGGGUAACCUGAUUGUGGAGAGUGAGGCUGUGAGAAGCCAGCUCCUGCCACAGGGCAUUGUUCCAGCCAUGGCUGCCUGCAUCCAGUCCCCCCAUGUGGCUGUGCUGGAAGCCCUUGGAUAUGCUUUGUCGCAGCUUUUACAGGCUAAGGAAGCUCCAGAGAAGAUCAUUCCUCCUGCUUCUGCCAGCAGCUCCAUUCUGGGCUCUACUCUCCCUCAGCACAUGCUGCAGUUGUUGCAACCUGGUCCAAAGUUGAACCCUGGGGUGGCUGUGGAGUUUGCCUGGUGUCUUCACUAUAUCACCUGCAGCCAGGUCAACAAUGCCCUGCUCAUCACCCAUGGGGCACUGUCCACUCUGGGGCUUCUGCUGUUGUACUUGGCUGGGGAUAUCCAGAGAACUGAGGAUGCAGGACUGGAACUGCUGGCAUGCCCUGUGCUUCGGUGUAUAAGCAACCUGCUAACAGAAGCAGUAGUGGAGACUAUGGGAGAGCAAAUGCAACUCAGAGAUGAACGUGUUAUGGCAGCCUUAUUUGUCCUUUUGCAGUUCUUCCUCCAGAAACAGCCCAGCCUGCUCCCUGAGGGCCUCUGGCUCCUCAACAACCUUACUGCAAACAGUCCUAGUUUCUGUACGUCCUUGCUCUCCCUGGAUCUGAUUGAGCCCCUCUUGCAGCUGUUGCCAGUUUCUAAUGUGGUGAGCGUAAUGGUCCUCACAGUUCUGUGCAAUGUUGCAGAGAAAGGUCCUGCUUACUGCCAGCAGCUGUGGCGAGGGCCCCUGCUGCCCUCUUUGUUGAACAUGCUGGCUGUUUCAGACACUGAAGUAGUGGGCCAGAGUUUGGAGCUGCUGCACCUGCUCUUCCUUUAUCAGCCAGAGGCUGUUCAGGCCUUUCUGCAGCAAUCAGGGCUGAAGGCCCUGGAAAGGCAUCAGGAGGUGGCCCAGCUCCAAGAUCGUGUGCAUGCUCUGUGGCAGACAGCUCUUCAUGGGUGACCUGGCUUCUGAAUUUAUUCUGCUCCUCUUGGCUCCCAUUUCUUUGCCUACUUUCUCUUAGGAGGAGAGCCUUCUGGAGUUUUAGGACCAUAAUUAGGUCUCAUGCUCUCCCAUACCAAAAGCCAAGAUUGUCAGACCCCAGCUCUUCCUCUUUAACUCAUCACUGUUCAGGCAAGGAGGACCAGAAGGGAUUCAUUGACCUUAUUCUGGGGCCCUGGAACCCCACCCCUUACUUUUUUCCCUUCACUAGAGGUAGCUUUUGAUGAGACAGAAUAAAGUUUUAUUUUUAUAUUAAACUGCUUUGCCUCAGUGGUUGCACAUUAAGGGGUCAGGGGUAGAAUGAGGACAAGUACACCC
Messenger RNA from Otolemur garnettii (small-eared galago), 1892 nucleotides. RefSeq names its product transmembrane and coiled-coil domains 6 (gene TMCO6). The transcript has 12 exons. Bases 36 to 1535 code for a protein of 499 amino acids. Gene Ontology annotation, molecular function: protein binding. The record is from RefSeq and is a predicted model, not a curated record. NCBI's taxonomy places the organism in Eukaryota, Metazoa, Chordata, Mammalia, Primates, Galagidae.